Messenger RNA from Penicillium bovifimosum, 2502 nucleotides. Its product is annotated as thioredoxin domain-containing protein. The transcript is spliced from 4 exons. The record is from RefSeq and is a predicted model, not a curated record. Gene Ontology annotation, biological process: carbohydrate metabolic process. NCBI's taxonomy places the organism in Eukaryota, Fungi, Ascomycota, Eurotiomycetes, Eurotiales, Aspergillaceae. The annotation marks the transcript as partial.
CUCGGUCUUAAGUGGGGUAGCGUCUUAUCUCGGGUACAGUACUGCCGCCGCACUGCGGAAUCCCGUGUAGUAACCCCUCACGAGCCGACGGCUGACGGGCAUCUAGUCCCCGACCAACCCAAGGAUAAAAAGCUAGUCGCGAUGGCAGCGUCGGUGAACCACUCACAUCCGCGUCAUGAUGUCUCUGAGACGAAACCAAAAAUGGUCAAUCGGUUGGAGCAGAGCCGAUCGCCAUAUGUCCGAGCCCAUAUGAACAACCCGGUAGCAUGGCAAGUCUGGGAUGCGGAAGCCAUGGAGCUGGCCAAGAAGCAUAACCGCUUAAUCUUCCUCAGCAUCGGUUACUCCGCAUGUCAUUGGUGCCAUGUUAUGGAAAAAGAGUCAUUCAUGUCGUCGGAGGUAGCCUCGAUCUUGAAUGAGUCUUUUGUCCCUAUCAAGGUCGACCGCGAAGAGCGACCAGAUAUCGACGACGUCUACAUGAACUACGUUCAGGCCACAACGGGUUCCGGAGGCUGGCCCUUGAAUGUGUUCCUGACUCCUGACCUGGAGCCCGUGUUUGGUGGCACGUACUGGCAAGGACCGAAUUCAAACACAUUCAGAGGCCCCGAGGCAAUUGGGUUCGUGGAAAUCUUGGAGAAGUUGAGAGACGUUUGGCAAACACAACAGCAACGCUGUCUUGACAGCGCCAAAGAAAUCACUAAACAACUCAGAGAAUUCGCCGAGGAAGGGACGCAUACGCAACAAGGAGGACGCGAUGAUGAAGAGGAGAUGGAUAUUGAGCUUCUGGAAGAAGCGUAUCAACACUUCGCAUCUCGAUAUGACUCGAUCAAUGGCGGGUUUGGUCGCGCCCCCAAAUUCCCCACACCGUCAAAUUUGAGCUUCUUACUCCGACUUGGUGCUUAUCCGACACAGGUCAAGGACGUUGUUGGACAAGAAGAGUGUGAACAAGCAACUGCCAUGGCUGUCACGACUCUUGUCAAUAUGGCUCGUGGUGGAAUUCGAGAUCACAUCGGUCAUGGAUUUGCACGGUACAGUGUGACGACGGACUGGAGUCUCCCUCAUUUUGAGAAGAUGCUCUACGACCAGGCGCAGCUGUUGGAUGCCUACGUGGACGCUUUCCGGCUCACUCAUGAUCCCGAACUUUUAGGCGCUGUCUAUGAUCUCGCCGCCUACUUGACGAGCGCACCAAUCCAGUCGCCGACUGGAGGAUUCUUUUCUUCGGAGGACGCCGACAGUUACCCCAAUCCGAAUGAUACCGAAAAGCGUGAAGGUGCUUUCUAUGUUUGGUCAUUGAAGGAACUCACUCAAGUCCUCGGCCCGCGUGAUGCGCCAGUCUGCGCCAGACACUGGGGCGUCCUUCCCGACGGCAACGUCUCGCCUGAGUAUGAUCCACAUGAUGAAUUCAUGAAUCAAAACGUGUUGUCCAUCCGCGCCACUCCAAGCAAGUUGGCCAAAGAGUUUGGUCUCAGCGAGGAAGAAGUGGUCAAGAUCAUCAAAUCGGGAAAGCAGAAGUUGCAUGACUACCGCGAACGAAAACGCGGACGGCCAGACCUGGAUGAUAAAAUCAUCGUGGCCUGGAACGGUCUCGCCAUUGGUGCCCUCGCCAAGUGCAGUGUUCUCUUUGAGGAUGUUGAGAGCUCGAAGGCUAUACAAUGCCGCGAGGCGGCGGCACGAGCAAUCAGCUUUAUCAAGGACAAUCUCUUCGACAAGGCCUCAGGACAGUUAUGGCGCAUUUACCGCGAUGGCAGCCGUGGAGACACACCUGGCUUCGCCGACGAUUAUGCAUAUCUUGCUAGCGGACUUCUCGACAUGUACGACGCUACCUACGAUGACAGCUAUCUUCAAUUUGCCGAGCGAUUACAAAAAUACCUCAAUGAAUACUUCCUAGCUCAGAGUGGUUCUACAGCCACCGGAUACUACAGCACACCUUCCACGGCACCUCCUGGUAUGCCCGGCCCGCUCCUUCGCCUGAAGACCGGCACCGAGUCAGCAACCCCUUCAGUCAACGGGGUCAUUGCACGAAACUUGCUGCGCCUGGCCGCCCUUCUCGAGGAUGAGAGUUACCGGACCUUGGCUCGACAGACCUGCAACUCCUUCUCGGUCGAAAUCAUCCAGCAUCCCUUCCUAUUCGUCGGAAUGCUAGAUGUGAUCGUGGGUCUCCAAAUCGGAACUCGCACGGUAACAGGGGUCUUCUCUACCGCCGACAUCUCCACACUCUCCAAUCCACGUGGGGACAAUCUUCUCAGUCGAAACAACGAGCCUGUAUCGGCACGCGACCUAAUUCGGCAACGUAUCCGGGCUGAGGCUGGCGUAGCCGUGUCCUCGUCCAUCGUGGUGACCUCACUUGUCGACAUCCGCCCCUCUCAUCUGAGAGAUUUUGUGGGGAACCAGUCCUUCUGGCUCAAAACUCGCAACCCGCUAUUCCAAGAAUUAAAGGCCGCGGAGCCAGCCAAGAAUUACUUGAUGGUAUGCGAGACUGGACUAUGCCGCACUAUUCAGCUCUAG